Messenger RNA from Scleropages formosus (Asian bonytongue), 4150 nucleotides. It is a transcript of the gene sgms1b, whose product is annotated as sphingomyelin synthase 1b. Lineage: Eukaryota; Metazoa; Chordata; Actinopteri; Osteoglossiformes; Osteoglossidae. The transcript has 6 exons. The record is from RefSeq and is a predicted model, not a curated record. Gene Ontology annotation, cellular component: plasma membrane; endoplasmic reticulum membrane; Golgi membrane. Gene Ontology annotation, biological process: ceramide biosynthetic process; sphingomyelin biosynthetic process. The coding region runs from base 696 to 1919 and encodes 407 amino acids. Gene Ontology annotation, molecular function: protein binding; ceramide cholinephosphotransferase activity; sphingomyelin synthase activity.
CGCUUGCCUUACCAGAUGAGCUUCUCCUCCUCUAGGGAAUAGGGUUCUCUGUGACCGUUCUGGCUCUCUCUUGAAAUGAAGCAGUGGAAAAUGCGAUUGCCGUCCAGCUGGAACCCUUGUCUUAGUCACCACGUUUUACCAUGCAGCUGGAACUGCUAUUGGUAUUGCAGUGGUUUUACAGUGCUGGGAACCCUCCCUCUGGAGGAGGGACAUUCCCCUCGUCAUCUUCGGAUUCCUUUCUCCUCGUGUAAAAGUACCGCAUUUUCGCGAAGGUGCUGCGCGCGUUUCUCUCAUGUAACUUAUCUAAUCAUGUCUGUCGAAGUUCGUACCUGAGCCUGAGGCGCCUGACGAAACGGACAAGACCCUUCUUCUCAAAUCGGCGUUUAAUCAUGGAGACUUGUGCUCGAAACCCAAAUUGUGUCGAUUUCCAGUGAGAGACGAGAAGAAGCAUUUCAAAACAACAAUGAAGUGUGGAUUAACCACAACACACUGUUGAAGUGGAUUUAAGCUGCACAGCACCCGAUGCUCCUGUUACAGGAAGUUCUGGCAAACUGGAUUUUCCAGGUGUUUCAAACCAAUGUCCUUGACACAAGAUAAGCACAACCCGUGGAGGACUGCGUGUAUCGUAGGCCAAGCGAGUCACACCCGCACACCGCUACUGUCCCGUUUUGCUCGCUAAGCUCUCCGAGACAACAAUGAAGAAGGUGGACGAGUGGUCAGAGGAGGAGGUCGCCCGCUGGUUGACCGAGCAGGGCCUUCAGGAGUACUCGGAGCCCUUCCGGGACCUGAAUGGUCAAGGCCUCCUGCUGCUGACCGCAGCAGACUUCAAGAGCCCCCCUUUGUCCCUCGUCUCCUCGGAUGGCGGGGCGCAGCUCCUGGACAAACUGGAGACGCUGAGGAUUGAGCGCCACAUGGAAGCACACAAGAAUGGGCACGCCAAUGGUCACGCGACCCUGGUGGGUCCCGGCCUGGACAGCAUUGGCAAGGUCAGGAGAAACGGCACCCUUAAUGGCUUCCGCAAGGAUAUGGUACAGAUUGCCAUACCUGAGCCAGAGAGGUCUCCCUACCCAGCUGAGUGGGGACGGACCGCCGUGGCAUUCGCCUAUGCGUUGUCCUGCUUUGUGUCUACCACGGUGAUGAUCUCAGUGGUCCACGAACGCGUGCCCCCCAAAGAGACUUCUCCACCACUGCCUGACAAGUUCUUUGACUUUUUUGAUAGAGUUGAGUGGGCUUUCUCCAUAUGUGAGAUAAAUGGGAUGAUGCUGGUUGGCCUGUGGCUGCUGCAGUGGGUGUUACUUAAACACAAGUCCAUCAUCGGGCGGCGGUUCUUCUUCAUUGUUGGCACACUCUACCUGUACAGGUGUAUCACUAUGUACAUUACUACUCUGCCCGUACCAGGCAUGCAUUUUAAGUGUUCUCCCAAGCUCUUCGGGGACUGGGAAUCCCAAAUGCGCCGUGUGAUGAAAAUGAUUGCGGGCGGUGGCCUGUCGAUCACUGGCUCCCACACCAUGUGUGGGGACUAUCUGUACAGUGGCCACACGGUUAUGUUAACCCUCACCUAUCUCUUCAUCAAAGAGUAUUCUCCAAAAAAGUUCUGGUGGUACCACUGGAUCUGCUGGGCUCUCAGCGCUGUGGGAAUCUUCUGCAUUCUUCUCGCGCACGACCACUACACUGUGGAUGUGGUGGUUGCGUACUAUAUCACUACACGCCUCUUCUGGUGGUACCACACCAUGGCCAACCAGCAAGCCCUGAAAGAGACGUCGCAGAGCAACUUCUUCUCGCGGGUGUGGUGGUAUCGACUUUUCCAAUACUUGGAACAGAACGUCCACAGCACCGUUCCCCGGAGCUACCAGCUGCCCUUCUCCUGGCAACGGGUGCAGCGGAGCCAAGUGAAGUACAGCCGUCUGGACACACAGUGACAAGCCCCCCCACACCCCGCCCUGGGUUGGAAGGGGUGCCGGACGUGAUUGCCCAAAGUGCUUCAAUCCAACUACAAGAAGAUGCCCCACCGAAUCAGUCGUGGUGACCCUCCUUCCAGUUAAUGUUCUCCUCUGACAUGUGCCAGUCCAACUGGCCAGCACUGUGACUUACUCUCCAAAGCAUUUAAUUUGGAACAGACCAGAGUGUAUUCUGAAAGCACUACUUUUAUUAUUUAUUUUUAUUUUUUGUAUUUUUCAGUUAACAAGUGCUUCAUGGUGUAUCUUGCAAGCAUUGUGACUUUUUUUGGCUCCCUCCGUUACUGAUUUGUUGUUUCUUACAGAGCAUCGUAAGAGGCCUGCUAACCGGGUCUAAAGCCAUUUCUCCCCAAAUUCAAGGUCUACUCUUCACCAAGUCAUGUUGUUUCUAACAGGAAGUGAAAAUUACUGCAAACUGAAGUUCGAUGUGUAGUCUUUUUUUUAAAUAAUUAGCAUUUUUGUAACUUUCCUCGCUCUCUAAAUGUGGCAAAGAUGCAAAAAGAUUUUUCUAAGUAUUUCACAGGUUUAUUUUUCAAACUAAUGUUGUUAAAAAAAACUUUUAGAUUUUUACAUUUGAAAUGAAAGCAAACAGACAAAUCUAAAGUGGUAUUUAAUGUUUUAUAGUGCCUUUCCCGUCUUGAUUGUACAGUUCGCUGACAUUAUCAUCUAUGUGUUUGUUUCGAUGACAAUGUAAAGUGGUACAUCUUUAUUUUUUGGCUUGAACUGUAGAUGAAGCGCAUCUGAAUUGGAAAGCAGUUGGCCCACGGUUCGCUUUCCGCAUGUGUAAAUGAAGGAUGACAGCCCACAAACUGUUGUAUUCCAUUCUCUGAAUGUAUGACUUAUUUUAGCCUUAGAAGUAUCUUUCCAAGGCUGUUAAGCUGGCAAAAAUGGUCAUGUUUAGAUGUUCUAUAUUGUAUUUAUUUCUCAUGAUCAUGGGGAAAUCGUUUUGAAUUCAUCAUGUUGGGGAGGAUUUCCGAUGUUCUCUUGAUCCUGAAUUCUGUCUAUACCAAAUAGCAGUGUAGUUUGGGCUCUCUGCCCGAGCACAGCUCCAAGCGACCGCAGGUUCUUGGCCAUGUCGUUGCUUGGAGAUGUUCUGAAGGUGUCCUGUUUGGUUGCUGGCACCUGCAUGCCUGACAAGAAGAUUGUGACACCCUCCCUCUCCCCACCCCUCCACCGAAAUAACCUUUCCAGCCUAUACCUCAGAACUCUCCCGCGCAGCAAACCAUCCAACGAGACGAGCUGCUAUUCGCUGUGUAAACCGUUGGACAAAAGAAAACAUGUCUUGUAGGAAAUAAAUGGAACAACCUCGGCACACCUUGCCAUGCCUGACUGAAGUCCAAGUUUAUGAAAUGUACCCCAAAACUUUAUCCUUGACACUUUUAGUUUUGUCCAUUUCUUUGUCUUAAUCGGGUUAGACUGUAAAUUGCUUGGAGCGGUCCAGAGAAUUCUGCAUUUUAUGUAUGUGUGAAUAUAGUCAAAUGCCGUGGCCUGGCUGACAUUUUUUCGUGUAAUUCAGCUUGUGCUAUUUCAUUUGGCAGAUAAAUUUUAGACAAAUAUUCCAGUAGGUCCUGUGAUUUAUGUUAAGUAUUAACUAAAUAAGUCAGAUUGACGAAAAAUAGGAAGAGCCUUCCCUACCUGAGAACCUGUAGGUAUCAGUACUACUUGUAAUUGGAGUGCUUUCAUAGUAUUUUACUGCCCUGGUGGAAUAUUUAACUGAUUACAUUGUUGUAUUUAGGUUUUUUUUUUUUUUUUUUUUUUUUUUUUCCUUCCUUUUUCCACUUGUUUAUGCACACAUUUCCUGAAGGUCUUGGAAUGACCUUAUUCUUGACUUUUGAGUAUUUUCCUUCGGGGUCAACUGGCAAUGCCAAAAACUCUUGAUCAACUUUAGUAUUCCCCCCCCCACAGAGAGUAUCUCCAUGCAUCGUGGUUGUGACUGAAAACUUGUCUUUUUGACCACCUUUUUGACCUUGGGUCUUGUGUUCCUAAUCACUUUAUGGGUUGUCCCCACAUGAUACAGCCCUGUCAGUUGAGCAUCUUUGAGGUCUUCCUCUAGAUUCUGGCAAAUGCACAUCUGUGACCUAGCUUCAUUUUAAAAAUUUGAUUGUUUAAUUCAGUUUCUUCAGAUGGGACCAGACAUGGGACAUUUGGACUGAAAAUGUGAAUGCCUUCUAGUGGGGUCUAACUUUUUUUUUAAU